AUGUUUACCAUCAACAAUGCAUCGACCGUUGGUUCCAAGGCCGCCAUCUCACUUGUCCGUUAUGCAAGUCAAUAUAUGUUAAACGGCAAGGAAGCGCAACAGCAUCAUGAGGCUUUAGUCAGUUCUAAGGGUUAUUAA
This is a messenger RNA of Fusarium pseudograminearum CS3096, 138 nucleotides long. RefSeq lists its product as uncharacterized. Lineage: Eukaryota; Fungi; Ascomycota; Sordariomycetes; Hypocreales; Nectriaceae. The record is from RefSeq and is a predicted model, not a curated record. Bases 1 to 138 code for a protein of 45 amino acids. The transcript has 3 exons.